Molecule: messenger RNA, 2033 nt
Organism: Arabidopsis thaliana (thale cress)
Lineage: Eukaryota; Viridiplantae; Streptophyta; Magnoliopsida; Brassicales; Brassicaceae
Gene: CRR28
Product: Tetratricopeptide repeat (TPR)-like superfamily protein
Exons: 1
Coding region: 1-1917 (638 amino acids)
Biological process (GO): RNA modification
Cellular component (GO): chloroplast; mitochondrion
Molecular function (GO): zinc ion binding; RNA binding
Source: RefSeq, marked reviewed
AUGGUUGUUCGUUCAAUUAUCGUUUCACCUCCAACAACUAUAACUUAUUACCAUCCAAUGUCUAUCGGUCUUCUGGUCCACCCAUUAUCUCCUCAUAUCCCACCGGCAAGUUCUCCCUCAGCCUCCACCGCCGGUAACCAUCACCAACGUAUUUUCUCCUUAGCAGAAACAUGUUCAGACAUGUCUCAGCUCAAGCAACUUCACGCCUUCACUCUCCGUACUACUUACCCUGAGGAACCCGCAACUCUGUUUCUCUACGGCAAAAUCCUCCAGCUCUCUUCCUCCUUCUCCGACGUCAAUUACGCGUUCCGGGUUUUCGACUCCAUCGAAAACCAUAGCUCUUUCAUGUGGAACACUCUUAUAAGAGCAUGUGCUCAUGAUGUUUCAAGGAAAGAAGAAGCCUUUAUGCUUUACCGGAAAAUGUUAGAGAGAGGUGAAUCUUCACCGGAUAAGCAUACGUUUCCGUUUGUAUUGAAAGCUUGCGCUUAUAUAUUCGGGUUCUCCGAAGGGAAGCAAGUUCAUUGUCAGAUUGUGAAACAUGGGUUUGGUGGAGAUGUGUAUGUUAAUAAUGGUUUGAUUCAUUUGUAUGGGUCUUGUGGGUGUUUGGAUUUAGCACGGAAAGUGUUUGAUGAAAUGCCUGAGAGAAGUCUUGUUUCGUGGAAUUCGAUGAUCGAUGCUCUGGUUCGGUUUGGGGAGUAUGAUUCUGCGUUACAACUGUUUAGAGAGAUGCAGAGAUCGUUUGAACCAGAUGGUUAUACGAUGCAGAGUGUUUUGAGUGCGUGUGCUGGUCUUGGAUCUUUGUCACUAGGUACUUGGGCACAUGCGUUUCUGCUGCGAAAAUGUGAUGUCGAUGUUGCUAUGGAUGUUUUGGUUAAGAACUCGUUGAUCGAAAUGUAUUGCAAAUGCGGGUCGUUGAGAAUGGCUGAGCAAGUGUUUCAGGGGAUGCAAAAACGUGACUUAGCUUCAUGGAAUGCAAUGAUUCUAGGGUUUGCUACACAUGGAAGAGCUGAGGAAGCCAUGAAUUUCUUCGACCGUAUGGUGGAUAAAAGAGAGAAUGUUAGACCGAACUCAGUCACGUUUGUUGGCUUGCUCAUCGCCUGCAACCACCGAGGCUUUGUAAACAAAGGGCGCCAGUAUUUUGACAUGAUGGUCAGAGAUUAUUGCAUCGAACCUGCGUUGGAGCAUUACGGUUGCAUCGUCGACCUUAUUGCUCGUGCAGGCUACAUUACUGAAGCUAUUGACAUGGUAAUGAGCAUGCCAAUGAAACCAGAUGCAGUGAUAUGGAGAAGUCUCCUUGAUGCUUGUUGCAAAAAGGGUGCUAGUGUGGAGCUAAGUGAAGAAAUUGCUAGAAAUAUUAUUGGAACAAAGGAAGAUAACGAAAGCUCCAAUGGUAACUGCAGUGGUGCAUAUGUACUGUUGUCUAGAGUUUAUGCAUCAGCUAGCCGCUGGAACGAUGUUGGAAUCGUUAGAAAACUAAUGAGUGAACAUGGAAUUAGAAAAGAGCCUGGAUGCAGUUCUAUUGAGAUAAAUGGCAUCUCCCACGAGUUUUUCGCAGGAGACACGUCGCAUCCUCAGACCAAACAGAUAUACCAACAGUUGAAGGUGAUCGACGACAGGCUAAGAUCAAUUGGUUAUUUACCGGAUCGCUCUCAAGCACCUUUAGUGGAUGCCACCAAUGAUGGUAGCAAAGAGUAUUCCCUUAGGCUGCACAGUGAAAGACUUGCCAUUGCUUUUGGUCUGAUAAACUUACCACCUCAGACUCCAAUCCGUAUAUUCAAGAAUCUACGUGUCUGCAACGAUUGCCACGAGGUUACUAAACUGAUCUCAAAAGUCUUCAACACUGAGAUCAUCGUGAGAGAUCGUGUUCGUUUCCAUCACUUCAAAGAUGGAUCCUGCUCUUGUUUAGACUACUGGUAGCAAAAAAAAAACUAGUCGCAGUAAUUGAAAGAGAUUGAGCAUUAGAGUUGGACAAAAGGGAAAGAAUGGUAUCUCUAAAUCAUAAGUUUGGUAAUCAAGCAGUAUCUCUAAGUCAA